GCCAAUCAUGCACAGCAUGACAACGCUGGUGAAAAACCAGAACUGGGGACCCAGCAUCUCGUCCUGGCGCGUCGUAAGCAGCAAAAUGGGGGAGAUCGGAGGUAUGAAAGGAUGGAGACUCAACCUGUUCAUCGACGAUGAGUCGUACAGGUACGUCCGGGCAGCGAGCUUCCGCCUGUACUACAGGUUCAGCACGGUGGUCAUACGGCCUAACAGGCCCGCAGCCAUCAGGGGCAAUAGAGCAGCAACUCUCCAGAACAAAGAUGCGAACAAACCGACAGUGUCUGGAGCAGGCCCGGAGGUACUAGGUAUGCGGGUGGACGAGGUGUCGGAGCAGCCAUGCGGAAGCUGGACUGAGAAGGCAGUGCCAUCGGCUACUACCGGCGUCCCAAAAGGAGGUCGCGUAGAUGAGCUACCCUCCACGCAGGAGCUCCUCGAAGGGUUAGGUGACCCAAUGGACAGCAGUACGGGGGACGGCGGGGAAGAGGAUCUGCCCUUCCUUGAACCCAUUUUGUAAUGCGGCUGCUCACGCGGCUGCAGCCUCAGCCGUUAUAACCAGCAGGUUCACUGUGGAGAARCUGGGCAUACUGCUGAUCCAAGAGCCUUGGGUCCACAGAGGAGAGGUUAAAGGCCUCAAAACGAAGGCAAACAAGAGUUUCUGACUCAGGACUUGGUGGCGGUGCAGGCCAGGGACUCUGAGGGCAAGGACUUCAUCCUGGCCUCAGCAUACUUCCCAGGGGAAGCACUUACAGCGCCUCCGAAGAUGGUAGAAAGGCUGGUAGAGCACUGCA
Bactrocera latifrons is the source of this 791-nucleotide messenger RNA. RefSeq lists its product as uncharacterized. The coding region runs from base 8 to 517 and encodes 169 amino acids. The record is from RefSeq and is a predicted model, not a curated record. The transcript is spliced from 2 exons. NCBI's taxonomy places the organism in Eukaryota, Metazoa, Arthropoda, Insecta, Diptera, Tephritidae.